Trematomus bernacchii (emerald rockcod) is the source of this 3487-nucleotide messenger RNA. RefSeq names its product TAO kinase 1a (gene taok1a). The transcript has 20 exons. Bases 422 to 3487 code for a protein of 1021 amino acids. Gene Ontology annotation, molecular function: protein kinase activity; ATP binding. The record is from RefSeq and is a predicted model, not a curated record. Gene Ontology annotation, biological process: execution phase of apoptosis; protein phosphorylation. NCBI's taxonomy places the organism in Eukaryota, Metazoa, Chordata, Actinopteri, Perciformes, Nototheniidae.
CAACAGGCAGGGCGGAACUGCUGUUUGCAGUAUGUCGAAGGAAGACGGACAGGCAGGCUGAGUUACAGCUUUUAAAGUAACGUGUUAACACGGCAAGGUGCUAGGUUAGAUCCCCUGUUUUUCUUACAACAUCGAGGAUACUUUGGCGGCUUGUUUCUGGGUGUUUUGUAAGAGUUUGAACUUCCCUCACAUUCUCCCCAACCGUAUUUCCACGAAGGGAGGCGGCGGCGGAGCGCUCGGCAGCCAUCUUUGGACCUGCCUGGGAGUGGGAUUCGACUAUUCUGGCUCCCCAUUACUUCGAGGCUCUGAACACAUAUGAGACCACUGUCCUGCAGAUGAGCCAUCGGUGGGGGCUUUCAAGUCGCUGUCGCAGACCCAGAUAGUUCCUGGCGGCAGCGGCAUCGCCCCCCAACUCCCCAUUAUGCCCAACAGCAGUCGGGCGGGGAGCCUGAAGGACCCCGAAAUCGCAGAUCUCUUCUUCAAGGAGGACCCAGAAAAGCUCUACUCAGAUCUGCGGGAGAUCGGACAUGGCAGCUUUGGUGCUGUAUACUUUGCACGGGAUGUGCGGACAAAUGAGGUGGUGGCCAUCAAGAAGAUGUCCUACAGUGGAAAGCAGUCCACCGAGAAAUGGCAAGACAUAAUCAAGGAGGUGAAAUUCCUGCAAAGAAUACAACACCCAAACAGCAUAGAGUACAAAGGAUGUUACCUGCGAGAGCACACUGCCUGGCUGGUAAUGGAGUACUGUCUAGGCUCUGCUUCAGAUUUGUUAGAAGUUCACAAGAAACCUCUACAAGAAGUUGAAAUAGCUGCAAUUACCCAUGGGGCUCUUCGAGGAUUGGCCUAUCUUCACUCCCACAACAUGAUUCACCGAGAUAUCAAGGCAGGAAACGUCUUGCUGACGGAGCCAGGGCAGGUGAAACUGGCAGAUUUUGGUUCUGCCUCUACUGCCUGCCCGGCCAACUCCUUCGUUGGGACUCCAUAUUGGAUGGCCCCAGAAGUAAUUUUAGCCAUGGAUGAGGGCCAGUAUGAUGGAAAGAUUGACAUUUGGUCUUUGGGAAUCACCUGCAUUGAAUUAGCUGAGAGGAAGCCUCCACUGUUCAACAUGAAUGCAAUGAGUGCCUUAUACCAUAUAGCACAGAAUGAGAGCCCCACGCUGCAGUCUAGUGAAUGGUCCGAAUAUUUCCGAAACUUUGUAGAUUCUUGCCUUCAGAAAUUUCCCCAGGAUAGACCAAACUCUGAGGAGCUCUUAAAGCAUGCAUUUGUCCAGCGUGAGCGACCAGAAUCAGUUCUCAUAGACCUGAUAAGUCGGACUAAGGACGCAGUGCGAGAGCUUGACAAUCUGCAGUAUCGUAAAAUGAAGAAGAUCUUGUUUCAAGAAGCCCACAAUGGCCCCACAACGGAAGCACAAGAUGAAGAGGAGGAGCCAGAACACAGCAUGGGUAGGAUGGGGACAGUAAACAGCGUGGGGAGCAACCAAUCCAUACCCAGUAUGUCAAUCAGUGCCAGUUCCCAGAGCAGCUCUGUCAACAGCCUGACAGAUGCAGGCGAUGACAAGAGUGAGGUGGACAUAGAGGGAGACCACACAGUCAUGUCCAACAGCUCUGUGAUACACCUCAAACCGGAGGAACAGACAUAUAAUGAAGAGUCGGAGCCAAACAGCCGACCCACUGAGCCUCAGUCCCCUCCCGCACACACUCCACGGCCGAAACGAAACCGCGAACACUUUGCUACCAUUCGCACAGCCUCAGUGCUCACUCGCCAGAUAAAGGAGCAUGAACAAGACUCUGAGUUAAGAGAGCAGAUAUUGGGCUACAAGAGGAUGAGGCGGCAGCACCAGAAACAGCUGAUGGCUCUGGAAAACAAGCUGAAGGCUGAGAUGGAUGAGCACAGACUCCGCCUGGACAAAGAGCUGGAGAACCAGAGGAACAGCUUCGCCCAGGAGAUGGAGAAACUGAUCAAAAAGCACCUGGUGUCCAUGGAGAAAGAUGCAAAAACCUUUAACAAUGAUGAGAAGAAGUUCCAGCAACAUAUUCAGAGUCAGCAGAAGAAAGAGCUCAACAGCUUCCUCGAAUCCCAGAAACGCGAGUACAAACUUCGCAAGGAACAACUUAAAGAGGAGUUGAAUGAAAACCAGUCUACACCCAAGAAAGAAAAGCAAGAGUGGUUGUCCAAGCAGAAGGAGAACUUCCAACACUUCCAAGCUGAGGAGGAGGCCAACCUGCAGCGCAGACAGAGGCAGUAUCUGGAUCUGGAGUGCCGCAGAUUCAAACGGAGGAUCUUGAUCGCUCGCCACAAUAUCGAACAGGAUUUAGCGCGUGAGGAGCUAAACAAGCGUCAGACCCAGAAGGAUUUGGAACACGCCAUGCUUCUCCGGCACCAUGAGUCCAUGCAAGAGCUGGAGUUCCGCCAGCUCAACACCAUCCAAAAGACCAGGGCUGAGCUCACCCGCCUGCAGCACCAGACGGAGCUGACCAAUCAGCAGGAGUACAACAAGAGGAGGGAGAGGGAACUUCGACGUAAACACGUUAUGGAGGUCCGCCAGCAGCCCAAGAGCCUCAAGUCCAAAGAGCUACAGAUCAAGAAGCAGUUCCAGGACACAUGUAAGAUCCAGACCCGGCAGUACAAAGCGUUGAGGAACCAUCUGUUGGAGACCACACCAAAGUCAGAGCACAAGGCUGUCCUUAAACGACUGAAGCAGGAGCAGCACCGCAAACUUGCCAUCUUGGCAGAGCAGUAUGACCACUCCAUCAAUGAGAUGCUUUCCACUCAGGCGCUCCGUCUGGAUGAGACUCAGGAGGCUCAGUGCCAAGGCCUGCGCAUGCAGCUGCAGCAGGAGCUGGAGCUGCUCAACGCCUACCAGAGCAAGAUCAAGAUGCAGACAGACGCCCAGCACGAGCGCGAGAGGAAGGACCUGGAGCAGAGGGUGUCCAUCCGAAGGGCCCUGCUGGAACAGAAGAUCGAGGAGGAGAUGUUGUCCUUGCAGAAUGAACGCUUGGAGCGAAUCCGGAGCCUUCUGGAACGUCAAGCCAGAGAAGUGGAGGCUUUUGAUUCAGAGAGCAUGCGCCUGGGCUUCAGCAAAGUGGUGCUAUCCAACAUCUCCCCAGAGGCCCUCAGCAACAGCUUUCCCGGAGCUACAGCUAAUUGGAGUCACCAUCAGCAACAACAACCGUCCGGGGGCUCUCAAGGCUCACCCUGGAGCAGCGGAGGUUCUAGCGUAGGGUCCGGCCACCACGGCAGCCAUCACAACUACCACUCCAGUCCGGGAGGGGCAUCUAUGCAGCAAGGCUGGGGGCAGGGAGGUGGGGCUCCUUCACCAUGGGGCCAUCCAUCAGCAGGAGGCAUGGUGUCUCGCAGCAGUGGAGGUGCACAGAACAGCCCCCAAGCAAUGGGGAGGACACCCUCGGGAGGGCGCAAUGAGCAGAAUAUGAGCAGGAGUACCAGUGUCACCUCUCAAAUAUCCAACGGGUCACACCUCUCCUUCACAUAG